Molecule: messenger RNA, 663 nt
Organism: Cladophialophora yegresii CBS 114405
Lineage: Eukaryota; Fungi; Ascomycota; Eurotiomycetes; Chaetothyriales; Herpotrichiellaceae
Exons: 2
Coding region: 1-663 (220 amino acids)
Biological process (GO): tricarboxylic acid cycle; mitochondrial electron transport, succinate to ubiquinone
Cellular component (GO): mitochondrial envelope; membrane
Molecular function (GO): ubiquinone binding; heme binding
Source: RefSeq, a predicted model, not a curated record
AUGGUUGCAGCUGCGAGAACGACCAUGCUUCGUCAAGCACAGCUGCUGUCGGCCUCGAAGCGGCUGUUCUCGAGUACUACCCAACCUCUGCGUCCCUUCCGAACAGCUCCUCUAAUCCCAUGCUCGAGACAAGUACUGGCACAACGCCUGUCGGUUGCUUCUCAAGUCGCGCCGUUCUCGACGACACCGCAAAGAAAGAUCCUGCCGGCAGGUCCGCAAGUGAUAAAAGGAGGAGUCAACGACCCUGCACCCAUCCCGAAGCCGGAUCCCCUCCAUGGGAGCUAUCACUGGACCUUUGAGCGCAUACUGUCGGUGGCAUUGGUGCCGUUGACAAUUGCACCCUUUGCGGCUGGAUCAGUCAGCCCCUUGCUGGAUGCGGCGCUGAUCUUUGGCAUCAUCGUGCAUUCGCAUGCUGGGUUCCAGUCCAUCGUUAUCGAUUAUAUCCCUGUACAUAAACACCCAACUAUGCGGAGGUUCUUCAUGUGGACGUUGAACCUAGCGACUCUGGUUGUCGCCAUCGGCUUCUACGAGUUCGAGACCAACGAUGUGGGAGUUGUCGAGGCCGUCAAGAGGAUAUGGCACGCGGGAUCGGAGAAUGAUGCUACCAUUGGCAAGGCCGACGCCUCAGGCUUGGGUCAUGAUGGAAAGCUCGGUCUUAAGUGA